Molecule: messenger RNA, 1360 nt
Organism: Corylus avellana
Lineage: Eukaryota; Viridiplantae; Streptophyta; Magnoliopsida; Fagales; Betulaceae
Product: calcium uniporter protein 5, mitochondrial
Biological process (GO): mitochondrial calcium ion homeostasis; calcium import into the mitochondrion
Cellular component (GO): uniplex complex
Molecular function (GO): calcium channel activity; uniporter activity
Source: RefSeq, a predicted model, not a curated record
ACCCCCAUUUUUCUUUCUCUCUCUCUCGACGAAGCUCUCUUCCUUCAAUGGCGCUUCGGAAAACGCUUGCGAAGCGUCUAUUUGACGGUGGCAGAGUUACAUCACCGUCGGUGACUCUAGAGCACUCGCCGAUCUCCUCCCCUUCGCUCCAACCACUGGUUCCUCCAAACGCAUCAAAAACGAACUUCCACCGCGAGUACAUCACCUCGCCGGACUCGGCCGAGAAGGGAUUUUUCCGGCGGUUCCUUCACCGGAGAGCCCUCAACCAUUCGGCUCCGAGGCUCCCGGAGUUCCUGUCCCUGCCGGUCGGGGACAAGCUCCGGGAGAAGCUCAGGUCCAUCAACAUUACCGGCGAUCAUCUCAGGCUCGACGGGCUGAGCCCUCCGGGGAAAAAGCCGGACCCCUCCGCCAAUUCGGUUUACGGAAUGACGGUCAACGACGCGAGGAAGAUCCUGAGGCUCGCUCAGAUGGAGAAGCUAAGAGCGAAGCUGAGGGAGAUCCCGAAGACCUCGAUUUCGUACUCCGAGUUCGUACGGAUCUGUGCCGAGGGUUCUGAAAAUGAGGAUCAGGGUGUCGAGUUCGCCAAAAUGUUAGACGAGUCCGGAAACGUCAUCGUUUUGGGGAACGUGGUGUUUCUUCGGCCUGAGCAGGUGGCGAAGUCAAUGGAGACACUAAUUUCUCAAUCGAUAGCGAAUCCGAACGACCCGAGAAUAAAAGAGCUGGAGCAAAUGGAGAUCCGAAAGGCCGAAAUCGACCAAAAAGCCCGGGCCUUGGUCCGUGGCGAGCUGUACUGUGGGCUGGGAUUUGUGAUGGUCCAAAUGCUGGGCUUCAUGAGGCUCACCUUCUGGGAGCUGAGCUGGGACGUGAUGGAGCCCAUAUGCUUCUUCGUCACCUCGGUCCACUUCGCUCUCGGCUACGGCUUCUUCCUCAGGACCUCCACGGAGCCAUCUUUUGAAGGCUACUUCCAGCGCCGAUUCAGGGUCAAACAAAAAAAGCUCAUGGAUUUCCAUAACUUCGACAUCGAUAGGUACAACGAGCUCCGGAAAGCCUGCUAUCCAAGCUCCUCUCCCUUUCCAAACCCACAACAUUUCUCGUCCUUCAACCACGAAGCAGGGGCGUUUGCUGGUGCGGUCAUGCAUCGUUGAAAAGAAACAGGAAAUUUUCAAGCAAUAAUAAAAAUACCCAAAAGGAAAUGAUUUCUCUUAAAGGGUCGGUUUAAUUAAGUAGUAGAAUUAGAGUUUCGCCUGAGUGAAGGUUUUUGAGCAACAUCGAUAUCUUAUAUAUUGUAAAUAUUUUAGGAGUUUCAUAGGCUGCACGAGUGGCCAGGAAGUUUCUUGUCAGUCUUGUCUUGUGCCGUGUG